AUGGCGGACAGCGAGAUGAAAGUUCCGGAGGACAUGUUCAAAGAUGUGAAGUUCUACCUGGUGGGGGAGCUGGACCCUCAGGUUGUGCAGAUGCUAAAAGCCGGAAGAGCAAAGGAGGUGUCAUAUAAUGCUCUAGCUACACACAUAAUUGCAGAAGAUGGAGAUAAUCCUGAGGUUGGAGAAGCGAGAGAAGUAUUUGAUCUCCCCAUUGUAAAGCCCUCCUGGGUCAUAUUAUCCGUUCGUUGUGGAGUCCGUCUUCCAGAAAAUGGAUUUUCUCCAGAGUCUGGUCAAAUAUUUUUUGGUGUGACUGCUUGCCUUUCACAAAUAUCACCUGAUGACAGAAAUGCUCUUUGGGCUCUUAUUACUUUUUAUGGUGGUGACUGUCAGCUAAGCCUCAAUAAAAAGUGCACUCAUUUAAUUGUUCCUGAACCAAAAGGGACAAAGUAUGAAUAUGCUUACCAGAGAGAGAACAUUAAAAUUGUUGCUCCAGACUGGGUUUUGGAUUCAAUAUCUGAGAAGACCAGGAAAGAUGAAGCACCUUACCACCCACGUCUUAUAUUCUAUGAAGAGGAGGAGGAAGAAGAGGAGGAUGAAGAGGAGGAGGAAGACGUAGAAGAUCAGGACUCCCAAAAUGCCAGUGCAGAUGAGGAUAGAUAUUCUUCAAAAUCUAGUCCAGUGACAUCACGUGAGCAAUCUCCUACACCCAACCAGGAACGUUCACCAAAACGCAGUGGCACAGUGAAAGUUAAAGAGGAGCUGAUGUUUGAUGACUCUGAUGACUCCUCCCCUGAAAAGCAGGAAAGAAACUUGAACUGGACUCCUGCUGAAGUUCCACAGGUGUCGACUGCAAAGCGAAGACUCCCCCAGGGAACUGCAGGUUCUGAAAGACCAGACAUGAUGCCUUUUAGAAGUCCGGCAGUGAGAACACUUAGAAACAUUACAAACAGUGCAGAGAUACAGCAAAUUAAUCGACCCUCCAAUGUAGCACAUAUUUUACAAACCCUAUCGGCCUCUACCAAAAGUUUAGAACAACAAGGUAACCAUCCGCAGCAAGGGCAUCCAAACGCAAUGUUGUUCAGUCAAGUAAAAUCUUUAACACCAGAAGCGCAACAACAUUUGUUACAGCAACAGUCCCACCAAACACAACCACAACAACAGCAUCAUUCUCUGGUGCAACUUCAGCCUCAACAGCUUAUGCAACUGCAACAGCAACAGCAGCAGCAGCAGCAGCAUCAACAACAAGUAACUCAGCAAGUGUUCCCACAGCAUCAGUUUUCACAGGUGAAUCAACCGCAUCACUUUACUCAGCUGCAGUUUUCUCAGCAACAGCUCCAUCGCCCACAGCAGCAAACCAUGCAGCACUUCCAGCAGCAGCAUGUUCUGCAGCAGCAGCUUCAACAAUUGCAGCAGCAACAACAUCUUCAGCAGCAGCAGUCUCUACAGCAAACCUUGCAACAGCAGAAUAUACAACAGAUCCUUCAGCGUCAGCAGACUCCUUCACAGCAACAGGCACUACAGCAGCAGCAGCAGUCACUGCAGCCAGCUAUACAGCAGCAACAGACUCUUCAGCAGAACAUGCAGCAACAGCAAACACUUCAGCAACAGACCCUUCAAACAAGCAUUCAACAGGCUCUUCCACCAGGUGUGCAACAACAGCAGAGUCAGGUCUUGCAGCAGAAUCUUCAACAGAGCAUUCAGAUUCAGCAGCAGAAUAUGCAGCAGAUUCAGCACUUGACUCUUCAGCAAAAGCAACAAUUACAGCAGCAUGCUCUUCAACAGCAGCAGCAGCAAAUUCAGCCCCAUGCUUUACAGCAGCAAAUUUCAUCUCAUACUCUGCAACAGCAGCAGAUUCAGAACCAAGCUCUACAACAGCAGCAGAUUCAGUCGCAAACACUUCAGCAGCAGAUACAACCACAGCAGCAAAUCCAGACUCAGUCACAGCAUCAAAUACAAGCACAAACACUGUCACAACAGCAGCAUCAUGCACAACCGCAAACACUUCAACAGCAUCAGAUGCAACCACAGACUCUUCAACAGCAUCAGCUCCAGCCACAUAACAUUCAGCUUCAACACCAAAUUCAAACACAGGGUCAUCAACAACACCAGAUCCCAUCACAAAUGCUGCAACAGCAGACACUUGCCCAACAGCAGCUGCAGCAGGCAGCUCUUCAGCAGCCUCCCUUGAACCAAGCAGUUCAGCAACAGAAACACAAUCUCCAGCAGAUUCAGCAGCAGAUCCAGCAGCAGCAACUUCAGCGAUUACAGCAGCGACAAAUGCAAAAUCAGACGCAGCAACAACUAGGUCAGAUGGCCCAGCAGGUGCAACCUCAAACAACUAGUCAACCACCCCAGACUCAGCAGCUGCACGGCCAUGACCCAUCUUUGGAAAUUCCUGAAGACUACUUCUUGGCUGGCUGUGUGUUUGCAAUCGCUGACUACCCAGAACAGAUGUCUGAUAAGCAGCUCCUUGCAACAUGGAAAAGAAUAAUACAAACGCAUGGAGGCACAGUGGACCCUACACUUACCAGUCGUUGUACACAUCUUUUAUGUGAAAGCCAAGUCAGUAGUAUGUAUGCCCAGGCUAUGAAGGAAAGAAAACGUUGCAUCACUGCUCAUUGGCUCAACACCGUGCUGAAAAAGAAGAAGAUGGUGCCGCCACAUCGUGCUCUACAUUUUCCUGUAGCAUUUCCACCAGGAGGGAAGCCAUGCUCUCAACAUAUUAUUUCGGUGACCGGGUUUGUUGAUAGUGAUAGAGAUGACUUGAAGCUAAUGGCCUACUUGGCAGGCGCCAAGUACACUGGGUAUCUGUGUCGCAGCAAUACUGUUCUCAUCUGUAAGGAGCCUAACGGCAUGAAGUAUGAAAAGGCAAAAGAGUGGAGGAUACCAUGUGUAAAUGCAUUAUGGCUCUGCGACAUCCUUUUGGGAAACUUUGAAGCAUUACGUCAGAUUCAAAACAGCCGAUAUACAGUGUUCAAUCUUCAGGAUGCCCUCGCCCCUUCACCACAUCUGGUUUCAAACCUCCUUGAUGCAUGGAGAAUACCUUUAAAAGUCUCAACCGACGUGCUAAUGAGCAUAAGAGUUCCCCUUAAACCCAAGCAAAAUGAACCAGCUGUUCAGCCAAAGCGACCAAGAAUUGAAGACCUUCCGCCUCCAACUAAGAAAUUGUCCCCAGACAUGACUCCUCAUGUACUGUUUACAGGGUUUGAUCCCAACCAAGUUCAGCAGUAUGUAAAGAAACUAUAUAUACUUGGAGGAGAAGUUGUAGACUCUGCACAAAGAUGCACUCAUUUAAUUGCCAGUAAAGUAACAAGAACUGUCAAGUUCCUGACUGCGAUUUCCGUAGCAAAGCACAUUGUGACUCCAGAGUGGCUUGAUGAAAGCUUCAAGUGCCAAAAAUUUGUUGAGGAACAGAACUACAUACUUCGGGAUGCUGAAGCUGAAGUGUUGUUUUGCUUUAGCUUAGAAGAGUCCUUGAAAAGAGCGCGGGUGACUCCACUCUUCAAGGGAAAGUAUUUUUACAUUACUCCAGGGAUCUGUCCCAGUUUGUCAACCAUGAAAUCUAUUGUUGAGUGUGCAGGUGGCAAAAUUUUAACAAAACCACCUUCUUUUCGGAAAAUCAUGGAGCACAAACAAAAUAAAAGCUUGGCAGAAAUUAUCUUGAUUUCAUGUGAAAAUGAUCUUCAUCUUUGCAGAGAGUAUUUUUCUGGUAGUAUAGAUGUUCAUAAUGCGGAAUUUGUCCUCACUGGAGUUCUGACACAGACGUUGGAUUAUGAGUCAUAUCCUUAUAAAAUGUGA
Staurois parvus is the source of this 3795-nucleotide messenger RNA. The record is from the annotation of a GenBank genome assembly. NCBI's taxonomy places the organism in Eukaryota, Metazoa, Chordata, Amphibia, Anura, Ranidae.